Messenger RNA from Aspergillus ibericus CBS 121593, 2215 nucleotides. RefSeq names its product putative phenol 2-monooxygenase. Gene Ontology annotation, molecular function: FAD binding. The coding region runs from base 41 to 1846 and encodes 601 amino acids. The transcript has 5 exons. NCBI's taxonomy places the organism in Eukaryota, Fungi, Ascomycota, Eurotiomycetes, Eurotiales, Aspergillaceae. The record is from RefSeq and is a predicted model, not a curated record.
GCCAUUUCUCAAGAAGGUAUCUAGCAGACAACAUAGUAUCAUGGCAGAAAAAGUCGACGUUCUGAUCUGCGGUAGCGGCUCCGCGGGCCUUUGCGCCGCCACCUGGCUUGCUCGACAUGGCAUCCCUUGCAAGAUCCUGGAGCGUCGGGAGGGACCUAUGACAAUGGGACAAGCAGAUGGUGUGCAGUGCCGCACGGUCGAGAUCUUUGAGAGCUUCGGAGUUGGCGAAGAGCUGUUGCGCGAGUCAUACCAUGUGCUGGAGGUCGUGUUCUGGGCAGAUGAUAGUGGUUCGGGCGUUAUACGUCGCACGGGCAAGACUGCAGACACCCAACCCGGAUUGUCCCAUCAGCCACAUGUCAUUCUGAACCAGGCGCGCAUCAACAUGCUUCUCAUCGAGCUGAUGAAGAAAUUCAACAACCAGGAGAUUGAUUACGGGUAUACCGUGAAGGAUGUCCAGGUUGACAGUCAGCUUUCGGGGGAUCCGGAGGCGUAUCCGGUUAAGGUUACUGCGGAAAAGGACGGGAAAGUAGAAAGCUUUGAAGCGAAAUAUGCUCUGGCAUGUGAUGGUGCUCAUAGCACUGUGCGCAAGGCCCUGGGAUACACCAUGAUUGGCGAUAGUACCGAUGCUGUCUGGGGUGUCAUGGAUAUGGUUCCACGAACGGACUUUCCCGACAUUCGGAAGAAAUCCACCAUCCGUUCCCGGGCAGGCAACCUUCUGAUUAUACCCCGAGAAGGAGAUAGCUACGGUCUGACCCGGUUCUACAUUGAGCUCCCGACUGGUACGAAGGCAAAAGAUGUCAGAUUGGAAGAUCUGCAAGGCGCCGCCAAGAAGAUCCUCAGUCAGUACGAGAUCGACUUCGUGGAGACCGUAUGGUGGUCAGCAUAUGCGAUCGGUCAGCGUCAUGCGGACUUCUUCCACAAGGACCAUCGUGUUUUCCUCGCGGGAGAUGCAUGUCAUACGCAUUCGCCGAAGGCGGGCCAAGGCAUGAAUGUCAGCUUGCAAGAUGGGUACAAUAUGGGCUGGAAGCUUGCUUCGGUGCUAAAGGGCUUGGCUCGUCCCUCAUUGCUAGAGACGUAUGUGCUCGAACGGCAAAAGGUGGCUAUCGAUCUGAUUAACUUUGAUCGCUACUUUGCCAAGUUGUUCUCGUCUCAGGGGGAUGCAUCGCCCCAGGAAUUCCAGGAGGGUUUCAUCAAGUCCGGGAAAUACACGGCAGGUUUGACCGCCAAGUAUGACGAAUCUCCGAUCACGUCCGAUACGGGGUUGUCGAAGGAACUCUCCCCGAACAUCGCGAUUGGAAUGCGGCUGCCUAGCGCGCAGGUUGUGCGAUUCUGUGACUCCAAACCGAUGCAGCUGGCUGCAUCGCUCAAGUCCGAUGGUCGCUGGAGAGUCAUUGCAUUUGUGGGGGAUCUCAGCGAGCCACAGAACAUGGCCGCCUUGAAAGAGAUUGGGGAUUAUCUUGGCUCUGACGAGAGCCCCCUCCAGACGUUCCGCCUCAAAGGCGGCGAUGCCGACAGUCUUAUCGAGCCAAUACUGGUGGGAUAUGGCAACCGACAUGACGUCGAGCUGGCGCAGGUUCCGGAAUGCUUCUAUCCAGUGACAGGCAAGAAUCAUAUCAGAGACCUGCACAAGAUCUUCUUCGACGAUGAGAGCUACAACAAAGGCCAUGGGCACGUUUACGAGCAUCUUGGCAUCCGUCCGGACAAGGGUGCUAUUGUCAUCGUGCGUCCGGAUCAAUACGUAUCUGCUGUGUUCAGUCUCGAUGGAUAUAGUCGAAUCGGUGCAUUCUUUGAGGGAUUUAUGAUCCCACAAGAGAGGCCGGAGCCGCUGGCGGGAAGCAAGUUGUAAUCGCAGACACGCGUGCUCUGCAAUACUGAUGACAAACAAUUUCAGCCACGCUCACCAUGUCGGAGUGAGACGAGUGAGCAAAGUUUAAACAAGGAUAAUGCCAUUGAGCGGGUUGAAUGAGGUGGUAUGGAUGAGCAGCUCCUUGCUGUUGAAGAAAUAUUUAUAGUACCAUUGCGAACACGUCGACUCUAAUCAGCAAUAAACUUGGCAAUUCCGGUAUACCAUCUAUUUUCUUUCCGCACACCCAAACUGAAGAUGGCUCCCCAUGUCAUUGAGGCCAACUCCCAAACACCCGGACCAGAGUUGAAGGAAUUUGCUGCAAAGGGCGUACCGGCGACCUCCAGCGAGUCCGGAGACACGGUUCAGAAC